AUGUCCUCCAAUUUAACUGAAGAGCAAAUUGCUGAAUUCAAGGAAGCCUUUGCUUUAUUUGACAAAGAUAACAAUGGUUCUAUUUCCUCUAGCGAGUUGGCCACAGUGAUGAGAUCCUUGGGUCUAUCUCCAAGUGAAGCUGAAGUUGCAGACUUAAUGAAUGAAAUUGAUGUAGAUGGUAAUCAUAAAAUUGAAUUCAGUGAAUUCUUAGCUUUAAUGUCGCGUCAAUUAAAGUCAAAUGAUUCAGAACAGGAACUACUAGAAGCUUUCAAAGUAUUUGACAAAAAUGGUGACGGUUUAAUCUCAGCUGCCGAAUUAAAACAUGUAUUGACAUCAAUUGGUGAAAAAUUAACAGAUGCCGAGGUCGAUGAAAUGUUGAGAGAAGUCAGUGAUGGUUCUGGUGAAAUUAAUAUCCAACAAUUUGCCGCUCUUUUAUCUAAAUAA
Messenger RNA from Kazachstania africana CBS 2517, 444 nucleotides. RefSeq names its product calmodulin (gene CMD1). Gene Ontology annotation, cellular component: myosin II complex. Gene Ontology annotation, molecular function: calcium ion binding. The transcript has a single exon. NCBI's taxonomy places the organism in Eukaryota, Fungi, Ascomycota, Saccharomycetes, Saccharomycetales, Saccharomycetaceae. Bases 1 to 444 code for a protein of 147 amino acids. The record is from RefSeq and is a predicted model, not a curated record.